CGGGGCGGCGACAAGAGGGCAGCGGCGGCAGUGGCGGCAGCUGAAGCAGCCCUCGAGGACAGGCGUGUUCUCAGGACCACGGUAUGGAUUUGUCUCACUUCUGCGAGGCUUUCCCCUGGUAAACCGAUUGCAAUGAUCCUGGCUCAGCCCUCUGCCAUCUAAUGUGUGUGCCAAAACUCACAGCCCCGCAAUAGACACACGCUGACCGCCCCGCAGAGCAGCCCCAGCCGCAGCCAACACUGGACCCACUCUGCUGUGCCGUUCAUGGCAAAGCCCCAUCACUUAACGGGAGAGAAUGGCUUCCACUUCUCCCAGCCUCUCGUCUUCCCCAGCCCAUCCCCUGUGGGUGAGGACAGCCCAGCCUUUGAUUCGGCAAGCGGCACACCUCUGAGCAAUGGCACUCCCAGCGGCACCGAGUCCUGCGGGCUGCCCCUCUGCGAGGCCAAAGGCAUUAAAUACAUCUCAGCCGAGCAGGAGGAGCUGGCAUGCGGCUGGGGAGGGUUCACCCCUGGCUGCUUGCAGCUCUUCAACACCUCCAAGGGCGUUUUGUUCUUCCUCUGCGUGGCUUCCUUCCUGCAAGGCAUGACGGUGAACGGUUUCAUCAACACGGUCAUCACCUCCAUUGAGCGCCGCUUUGACCUGCGCAGCUACCAGAGCGGGCUGAUCGCCAGCUCCUACGACAUCGCCGCCUGCCUCUGCCUCACCUUCGUCAGCUAUUUCGGGGGGAACGGCCACAAACCACGUUGGCUGGGCUGGGGCGUGCUGGUGAUGGGCCUGGGCUCCCUGCUCUUCGCUUUGCCCCACUUCACCACGGGCCGCUAUGAGGUGCGCUCCUCGGCUGAGGUGGGCAUCUGUGCCGCCAACCAGAGCCUGCCCUGCGCUGCGGCUGCUUCCGGGCUCUCCAGCUACAGGUUUGUCUUCAUGCUGGGGCAGUUCCUGCAUGGGAUGGGAGCCACGCCGCUCUACACGCUUGGCGUCACCUAUUUAGAUGAAAACGUCAAGACUAACUACUCCCCUGUGUACAUUGCUGUUUUCUACACUGCUGCAAUCCUUGGUCCUGCAGCGGGUUAUCUGGUAGGAGGAAUGUUUCUAAAUAUUUAUACUGAAAUUGGCAGAGAGACUGACAUCUCCCCAGAGAACACGCUGUGGGUGGGGGCAUGGUGGAUCGGCUUCCUGGGGGCUGGAGCAGCCUCACUCCUCAUCUCCAUCCCCAUCCUGGGCUACCCCCAGCGCCUCCCAGGGUCCCAGAGGUAUAUUGUUAUGAGGGUGUCGGAGGCUCAUCAGCUGAAGGAUGGGAGCCACAAAAAAGCAUCAGAUCCAGACUUUGGGAAAACAGUUAAAGACCUACCUCGAUCAGUAUUGCUGCUCCUGAAGAAUCCCACCUUCAUCUUCCUCUGCUUAGCAGGAGCGACAGAAGCCACUCUCAUUGCUGGGAUGUCCACGUUUGGACCCAAGUUCUUGGAGUCUCAGUUUAGUUUAAGUGCCUCUGAAGCUGCUACCCUUUUUGGCUAUCUGGUUGUGCCGGCUGGAGGUGGAGGCACAUUCCUAGGUGGAUUCCUUGUGAAUAAAUUUAAACUCCGCUGCUCAGGAAUCAUCAAAUUGUGUUUACUUUGCACAGUGUCAAGUCUGCUAGCUAUUUUCAUUUUUUUCAUUCACUGCCCUAACAUGCCAAUGGCAGGAGUAACCCAGAUGUACAACGGAAGCACUUUGCCUGGUGGCCAGCUGAACCUGACAGCAGUGUGCAACGCAGAGUGCAGAUGCCUGCAGGAGACCUACAGCCCUGUCUGCGGAAGUGAUGAUGUUAUGUAUUACUCUCCUUGUCAUGCUGGAUGCAGAAAAGUGUCUGAAAACCUCCGCAAUGGCAAGAAGGUCUACCGUGAGUGUAGCUGCAUUGAGAAAACUCUCCUGCUUGGCCCCGGUGAGGCAGAAGCAGGGAAAUGCACUUCCCCUUGUGCAAAAAGGACUCUCCUGCUCUUCUUCAUGUUCGUGGUGAUCCUCUUCACCUUCCUGAGCAGCAUUCCUGCCCUGACCGCAACGCUACGGUGCGUCUCCGACAGGCAAAAGUCAUUUGCACUUGGGAUCCAGUGGAUCGUGGUCCGAACACUAGGAGGUAUCCCUGGUCCCAUUGCCUUUGGGUCAAUGAUCGACAAAUCCUGCCUGCUCUGGCAGGACCAGUGUGGUGAGCAAGGCUCCUGCUAUGUGUACCAGAACUCAGCCAUGAGCCGCUACACCCUGGUCACCGGGCUGGUCUACAAGGUGCUUGGGACAACCUUCUUCACCAUUGCCUGUGUGCUGUACAAACCACCACCGACAGAAUCAGCCCCCGGCAGCUCAGACACAUCAGAAAAUGGCAAUGGGAACCUCCAGGAAAACAAACCUUCGCUCCCAGCUGAGGAGGAUAUAUGAGGUUGUGCACAUGCCAGUGACUUUCUCAGUCUCAAAAAUACGACAAAAAGACAUUAUGCAGCCCCAAAGUUUUUAA
This is a messenger RNA of Lagopus leucura (white-tailed ptarmigan), 2482 nucleotides long. RefSeq names its product solute carrier organic anion transporter family member 4A1 (gene SLCO4A1). Gene Ontology annotation, molecular function: protein binding. The coding region runs from base 265 to 2406 and encodes 713 amino acids. The record is from RefSeq and is a predicted model, not a curated record. Gene Ontology annotation, biological process: transmembrane transport; sodium-independent organic anion transport. Gene Ontology annotation, cellular component: membrane. Lineage: Eukaryota; Metazoa; Chordata; Aves; Galliformes; Phasianidae. The transcript is spliced from 13 exons.